UAAAAGGGAAAGGACACAAGUCUAAAACCAUUCAAGCUCGAAAACUCAAAAAAACCAGCAAAAUGUACAAGGCCGUAGCGCUCUUCUGUGCGUCUGCCCUCAUCCAGACCAUCUCUGCCCAAUGCAUUGGCGCGGGAUACGGAUUGGCUGGCGCAUGGCCGGCUACCACAUUGGCCACCCCAUUGGUCGCUCCAUGCGAGACCAUCGCUCCAAUUGGCUUAUACGGCGGUUUGGGACCCGCGGCACUCGCCGCGUCCAACGGAGCAGGCUUAGUUGUGACCAGCCGCUCUCCCAUCGCCCCAACAGGAGUGUCCAUGACUUCAGAGAACUGCUACGAAGGUCCGCUGGCUGUGACUGGAGCUAUCCCGUUCUUGGGCGCGGUUGCUUUGGAAGGCGCGCUGCCAACUUUGGGUGGUGGCGCAGUCAACUAUGGCUGCGGGAAUGGUGACGUGGCCAUUCUCAGCGAGGACUUCGCGGGGCCCUAUGCCCUCGGACCUUAUAACGCUGGACCCUACAGCUUUGCUGGACCUUACGGCUAUGAUGGUCUUGGUUACGGCUACGCUGGUCGUGGACCUUAUGGCAUUGGCUGCGGUGGACCGUUUUUGUAAAAUGUAGGUUUUUUUAGUAAAUAAAUUUUUAAUUUUUUUG
Messenger RNA from Maniola jurtina (meadow brown), 648 nucleotides. Its product is annotated as chorion class B protein PC10-like. Gene Ontology annotation, biological process: chorion-containing eggshell formation; multicellular organism development. The coding region runs from base 63 to 608 and encodes 181 amino acids. NCBI's taxonomy places the organism in Eukaryota, Metazoa, Arthropoda, Insecta, Lepidoptera, Nymphalidae. The record is from RefSeq and is a predicted model, not a curated record. Gene Ontology annotation, cellular component: egg chorion. The transcript has 2 exons. Gene Ontology annotation, molecular function: structural constituent of egg chorion.